Messenger RNA from Columba livia (rock pigeon), 10740 nucleotides. RefSeq names its product dymeclin-like. The record is from RefSeq and is a predicted model, not a curated record. The coding region runs from base 254 to 1816 and encodes 520 amino acids. Gene Ontology annotation, molecular function: nucleic acid binding. The transcript is spliced from 14 exons. Gene Ontology annotation, cellular component: Golgi apparatus. Gene Ontology annotation, biological process: Golgi organization. NCBI's taxonomy places the organism in Eukaryota, Metazoa, Chordata, Aves, Columbiformes, Columbidae.
AGGCUGGGAGGCGGUGGGUGCGCGCGCCUGCGCGAGCGGGGCCGUUGGCGGGUGCGGAGGAGCCGCCUGAGGAGAGCGGAGCGGAGCGGACGGGCCGGGCGGCCCCGCGGCUCCGGGGGAGCCCCCUGGGCAGCGGGCCGGGCCUGCGGGGGUGCUGGGACCUCGCUACCGGCCUCCCACCUGCCCGUACAGCGGUUGUAGUGCGAGCGGACGGGAAAUGAAAAUUUAGAAAAGAAUUUGCCAAAUUAAGAAGAUGGGAGCAAAUAGCAGCAGCAUCAGUGAGCUUCCAGAUAAUGAGUACUUAAAGAAAUUAGCAGGAGCAGAGCCCAUCUCUGAGAAUGACCCAUUCUGGAAUCAGCUGCUCUCUUUCAGCUUUACCACUCCAACAAACAGCGCUGACUUGAAGCUGUUGGAAGAAGCCACCAUCUCAGUCUGCAAGUCGUUAGUUGAGAAGAAUCCUCGAACAGGAAACCUUGGCUCAUUGAUUAAAGUCUUUCUUUCUAGAACCAAAGAGUUAAAAAUCUCAGCAGAAUGUCAGAAUCACCUCUUUAUUUGGCAAGCUCACAACGCGCUCUUCAUCAUUUGCUGUUUGCUGAAAGUCUUCAUCAGUCGAAUGUCAGAAGAGGAGCUGCAACUUCAUUUUACUUACGAAGAGAAAGCGCCAGGCUCAUAUGGAACAGAGUGCGAAGACCUCAUAGAAGAGUUGCUGUGUUGCCUCAUCCAACUCAUUGUUGAAAUUCCCCUCCUGGAUAUUACAUACAGCAUUUCCUUGGAGGCGGUGACAACUCUCAUCGUCUUCUUGUCCUGCCAAUUAUUCCACAAAGAAAUUCUCCGCGAGAGCAUCAUCCACAAAUACCUGAUGCAUGGGCGAUGCGUCCCUUACACCAGCAGGCUUGUGAAAACUCUCCUUUAUAAUUUCAUUAGACAAGAGCGGAGCCCUCCUCCUGGCACCCACGUCUUUCAGCAGCAAACCGAUGGGGGCGGCCUCCUUUACGGAAUCGCAUCUGGGGUAGCAACUGGCCUGUGGACAGUCUUCACGCUCGGCGGAGUGGGGAGCAAAGCAUCACCACAGCUGGAACGCUGCUCCCCUCUUGCAAACCAGAGUCUGCUGCUUCUCCUUGUCUUGGCAAAUCUCACCGACGCACCCGAUACGCCCAAUCCCUACAGACAAGCCAUUAUGUCCUUCAAGAACACACAAGAUAGCACUGCUUUUUCCUCAUCAAAUCCACACGCUUUCCAGAUUAAUUUCAACAGUUUGUACACGGCUUUGUGCGAGCAGCAGAAAUCCGACCAGGCGACUCUUCUUUUGUACACACUUCUGCAUCAAAACAGCAACGUACGGACAUACGUGUUGGCACGGACGGACAUAGAGAAUCUUGUUCUGCCAAUUCUUGAAAUUCUCUAUCACGUCGAAGAAAGGAAUUCCCACCACGUUUACAUGGCUCUGAUCAUUUUGCUGAUCCUCACGGAGGACGACGGCUUCAACCGAUCCAUCCAUGAAGUGAUACUGAAAAAUAUCACCUGGUACGCUGAGCGUGUCCUAACAGAGAUCUCACUGGGGAGCCUCCUCAUACUGGUCGUGAUAAGAACCAUCCAGUACAACAUGACCCGGACAAGGGACAAAUACCUUCACACGAAUUGCUUGGCAGCCUUAGCAAAUAUGUCAGCACAGUUCCGCUCGCUUCACCAGUACGCUGCUCAGAGGAUCAUCAGGUUCUACUGUGAGAAUACAAGGAUCCCUGAGAGAAGAAACCACACUCUCCAUAAUGAAAAAGUGUUUUCUGUGCCUAUAAAGAUGGGACUUAAUAUUAAAUAAAGUGUUUUAGGGUGUAGGUUUUUAAAUUAAGUAGCUGUGAAGCACUUAAAAUCUGCUUAGCAAUACCACCAAAUAGACAGUCACAAUUUAAGCCUCACCAGAUGCUCUAAUGAUUCCUUAAUGUGAGAAGUAAUUCCAUUUCCACGCAGCCUUUUUCCUAAUCCUGUUCUGAGCGGGGACGGCCAAUUGUUUGAAAUUCAGAAAACUAGUUAUCUAUGAAAGAAUUAUCUGCGAAUAUUCAAUAUACCGUACUCAAGAGGUCAAUCAAAUACAACUUGGGUCAUUUGUAUCACAAUAAAGCAGAUUUCUGUGGAUACAACUCCAGGUGAUUUAUCUGCAACUCAACCAGCUUGGUUGAUUUUCUACAUUUGCUUUAAAACUGUAGCAAGUUAUCUGUUCAUCUCAACAAACUUUAAUCACCAUGUGGUGCUCUGGCUGGUGAAUUUGUUACUUCGAAAUACUUGUGUUGUUUUUUACCCUGUGUCCUUUGCUUUGGAUGCCUUAGAUUUUAGCAAUAAAUUCUCCUCAGCGUGGUUGACAUAGCCUCAAAAAUAAGAAUUAAAACCUCAAAGACAUUUUGCUUCUUAACUUUGAAAGAGUUUUGUAGCAUUUCAGGUUGGGGGAGGAAACAUUUGUUAUCUAACCUGGAUAUAAAAUAAUACUGUAUUUAUGAGAAACUGCUUUAUAAUGUGAUUCCCCCCAUGCAGUGCAGUAUAAUAAUGAUAAUUCUAUUUUUGUUAGGUUUUCUAAGUAGAAUGAAUACCAGUGGCUUGUGAGAAAAAGAUAUUAAUGAUAUUCUCAUGUUCAGGUAGUGUUGGCAAAGAGGACAUUGUGGGAAUGGAAGAUCAAACAGCUCCAAGCCACCGAGUUUGAACUUCAGUUUUAAUCCGUGGACUGUCAUUAGUCGAAGUUUUGCACACAACAGGAUAAUGGGAGAGAUGGUGGUGUCAACUGGUCAACCUUGGGUGGCUUUGGCUUUUCCAGAUGCUUUUUAUGCUCUUCAUCCUCCACUGUGUCAUUGCUCCUUUUUAUAUGGAGUUUCUGGAAUCUGUGGAGUGGCUUUUGCCGGGAGACAUAAGUAUUUUAGAAAGAUCUCGAAACAGUUAAAGAAAAGAAACAUAUGCUAGCCGUAUUAGUAGCUUGUUGACCUAGAUUAGCCGCGGAGAAGCUUAUAAGCUGAUCAGCCAGUCCAAAAUUGGGAGGUGUCAUCGCAAUUAGUAGGAAAGGCGGUGACAAAAGGCAAGACAACUAUUGUUCAGAUGAGGGAAAGAGAAUAUUAGUAGCAAUGUAAAUAUAAUUGAGUUAAUUUUUAAAGGAAAUAAGUAUCUUUUGUUAUGAUGCAUUGAGUAUAGUUGCAGUCAAAUGUAUUAAUAAGCUGUUUUAGCUUUAUCAACAGCUCCAUGUGGACGCGCCUGGUUUUGCCCGUAACAUAUGGAGGUGAGGUUUUAGGCUGAUAUCAGCGGUUUCCAACAUGGAAAUAUCCUUGAACUUGCUUUAAGCCUGGUUCAACCUGCUGGGGAUUCCAUGGGGGCACCGAUGGGACAGUAAUACCCUCGUCCCCCAUCUGGUGUGAGCCACUGAGUGCCCCAUGUGCUGUUAGGAGCCUUUGGAGCCACCUCCCAGAUGGACAGACGGACAGCUUUAUUUUAGGAUAGAUCGGAUCAGUGUGAACCAUGGAGAAGACUUGGACAAACCAUUGUUCUACGCUAUCUCAGCAUCGUCUCACACAAAGCAGAAUUGUCACCCUCUGCUCUGCGUGUCAUAGAAUUCAUAGCACAGGACUCCUUAACAAUAUCAUUACUGAUUGCUGGCCUGGCUUAUAUUUAAUCUCUACAUAGAUACCUCUCUAACAGCUCAACUUUGGGCAAGAUGAUUCUCUCUUCCCUUGACCAUUUUUGUGUCUCUGCUGACCCGUAAGACAAACCAUCAUGGUAAUUGCGUCAUUUUGAGUUCCGAUAACUUACUCUUUUGCCAUCCAAGAAAUUGUGCGGGACUUCGGUGUCAUCGCUUGGCAGAAAAUGUGAUUAAACGAACGUGAUGCAAAUUAACGCAGCCUUAGAACUGAAGUUUGUCCAAGUCUCGGUGCCCUUUUCAGGGAAUCUAGAGCAUCACACAGAUUCUUGCACGCAGUGCAGAAUGUCACUUGGAGGUAGAAGGUCCCCUAGUCCCAUCUUUAAUUAUCACAAAUAACCCUUUUUAGAGUUGUUAUGCCAUAUAAGCUCUUUGGAAACAGUACAAUUUUAUAAUAGUCUUCAAAUUGAGGGAUUAAAAUUUGAUUUUUCUGGUGGAACCUCACAGCUUUUAAAACUGUUGAUCUUGUGGAUCCGUUAUAAUGGACAGGAUGAAAUAUUUGAGGAAACCAGUGCAGAAAUAACUGUUUUGGUGAUCGUGGUGUUGAACAGAUGAAUUUGCAGAGCAGACUGAGGUUCUGAGUUGUGUUGUUUUAGUUUUCUGCAUGUUUAAUAGUGAAAGGAAGGAAAAAGGAGAAAGCCAGUGGCAUUAAUUCAUUCCUGCUAGUGCAAUUUGAUUUCUUUUAGGUGGCCUGGAAAAACAGGGUUUAGGCCACUGAAAUGCUUAUUGGGUAGUACCCCAAUUAUUUGGGAUUUGGGUGUCUAAUGUAUAGUACAGUGAAGAUGUGAAUCGCAUCGUUUUUGCAUUUUAAAGAGGCUGGUUGAUAGCAAGAAAUUGUCCUGCAGAAGAUUUUUAGAGAUUUACCAAAACAAUAGAAUUCUAACAGCCUUUUAGAAACUAUUUGCUAUUCUGGUAGAAUCCUAGAAGCUGCGGUCUUGUCUUCAUAAUUUGUUGUGAAUGGAAUGUAUUUAUAAGGACAGUGUUCCCUAACAGAAAUGAAGAGGUGACUCAAGAUAAUGACUUGCUUGAACCUGUAUUUUCUCUCCGCUUGCAGAGUAUUUGGCUCAUUAAUCACUUUAUUCCGAUACAACAUGUACUUUUACCUUUUUAGAAAAAUCUCGCUUUGGAAAAAAACUGUGAACUAUGAUCUAGAAUGAGUAAGGAACGCACAAGGAUUUAUCUGACAAACUAAGAUUGUAUUAUGGCUGUGGGUAACCAUUGGGUUGCAAACUGGCUUAAGGAGAGAAGCCAGAGAGUGGUAGUCAAUGGUGCGGAGUCCAGUUGGAGGCCAGUAUCUAGUGCAGUGCCUCAGGGGGCAGUGCUGGGGCCAAUAUUAUUCAAUAUAUUCAUUAAUUAUUUGAAUGAGGGAAUAGAGUGUACUAUCAGCAAGUUUGCUGGUGACACCAAGCUGGGAGGAGUGGUGACACGCCAGAGGCUGUGCUGCCAUCAGAGACCUGGACAGGCUGGAGAGUUGGGCGGGAAAAUGUAAUGAAAUAGAACAAGGGCAAGUGUAGAGUCUUGAAUCUGGGCAGAACAACCCCAGGUUCAGUGUAAGUUGGGGAAUGAGCUAUUAGAGAGCAGUGUAGGGGAAAGGGACCUGGGGGUGCUGGGGACAGCAGGGUGACCAUGAGCCAGCACUGGGCCCUUGUGGCCAGGAAGGCCAAUGGCAUCCUGGGGUGUAUUACAAGGGGGUGGUCAGUAGGUCCGAGAGGUCCUCCCUCCCCUCUACUCCGCCCUGGUGAGACCACACCUGGAAUCUUGUGUCCAGCUGUGGCCCCUCAGUUCCAGCAGGACAGGGAACUGCUGGAGAGAGUCCAGCGUAGGGCAACAAAGAUGAUUAAGGGAGUGGAGCAUCUCCCUUAUGAAGAAAGGCUGAGGGAGCUGGGGCUCUUUAGUUUGGAGAAGAGGAGACUAAGGGGGGACCUCAUUAAUGUUUAUAAAUAUAUAAAGGGUAAGUGCCAUGAGGAUGGAGCCAGGCUCUUCUCGGUGGCAAACAAUGAUAGGACAAGGGGUAAUGGGAACAAGCUGGAACACAAGAGGUUCCACUUAAAUUUGAGAAGCAACUUGUUCCUGGUGAGGGUGGCAGAGCCUGGCCCAGGCUGCCCAGGGGGUUGUGGAGUCUCCUUCUCUGCAGACAUUCCAACCCGCCUGGACAUGUUCCUGUGUAACCUCAUCUGGGUGUUCCUGCUCCAUGGGAGGAUUGGACUAGAUGAUCUUUUGAGGUCCCUUCCAAUCCCAAACAUACUGUGAUACUGUGAUUACGAAACAAAGCUACUGCUUGAUUAGAAAUCAAUCAAUGCCCUCCAAAUUGCUCCUGAAAAUCUUCCUUUCCACCACACAUGAAAAUUUUGCGUUUAUUCAGGCCCCACAUAUUCAAACCGGCAUUCUGACUGUUUUUAGGAAUGAGAGCACAGCUACUGAUAUUUCUGAGUCUCUUAAGUACUCAAGCCAAACUAUUUCCCACCACCGUAUCCUUUCCACCGUCAUUUCCGUGGCUCCCAAAGAGAAUAUUGUACUUUAAAACAUCUGACUCUUCUAAAUGAAGGGUGAAAUUGUGGGUACAGAAGAAAGAAUCAGGAUUUAACAACUUUACUGUACAUCAGAUCUUUGUAACUGUUGAAUGACUCAACCUAUUUAAUGGUAAUGGCCUUCAGCAAGUUUAGGAAAGAACAGGUUUUAGGUAAAGUAAAUACACUUAGUUCUGCAAUGAAUAAAUCAAUCUUCUGUGAAGUUGUGUAGAGACAUGUUUCUGUAACUCAUUAAUUGUACUCCUGGGUCCAUCACUAAGUAGGUUUUUCUCCAAAUACAGUGAUUUACAUGGGUUCAGAUGGGCUGAAUCCCGCUGGAAACGGGUUCCGAUGCAGACGGCGGUGUUAACGCUGGUGUCGUCGGCAUCUCCCACAGUCCUGUGCGGAGCCCGUGAAUUAUCACGAGUGUCUGGCCAGAGGAUAAAAGCGCAGGAGGUUUCAAAAGCAACAUUCGUAUAGUAGCAUCUCAUACGCUGCCUCCCAAACAACCGCUGCAUCUGGUGAUUAAACCUUUGCUCUUCAUCUCAAACACGAGUACCAAAUAGAUGCUUCCUCCCAGCACUUUCAUAUAUAUAUAUAUAUAUAUAUAUAUAUAUAUAUAUAUAUAUAUAUAUCAAUGUGUGUGUAUUUGGUUUUUUCUUAUGGUCAUCAGCGCCUCAUGUCUGCUUCUAAUAUACCAAUUCUUGUGUUCUUUUUAGUAGAACUUCAUGCCCUGAAGCAAUUAGGCCUUUCUAGAGAAGACUCUUAUAUAUUUAUCAUUCCAUUUUCAGUCUGUCAAACAUCUCCAGAGCUUGUUUGGUUUUCAUUUCCUUGCCCUCCUUUAUUAUAAAUACUUUAUGGUGUAAAGGUAACAUUUCUCUCAUAAGACUCUCGUGUACAUUUGGCUGGUAUUGUGGGGCAUGGGAACUUAUGGAACUUAUCGCAAAUAAUCACUUCUUACAUAUUAAAAUAGUUAUUUUGCUUCUCUGUUCUGUGGUGUUAUGGCACCUUUAACCCUAAAAUGACCACUCCCCUCCAAACUGCUCUUUUGCAAUAGCGUAAUUUAAAAUCCUGUUAUCACUCUAUGCUUUGAGAUAUAAAUCUAGUGUAUCUGAAAAGUAGGCCUGCAAGAAUGGAGUAUUUUUAGAAAGCCAAGAGAAGUCACCUUAUUACUUAGGUUAGGAAGUUAGGCGGGGAUUAAGGAGGAUGGAAAGUACCAGUGGUGAGAAAGGAUCAAGUCAGGGAUGACUUGAGAAUGAAUUAGAGGAUGGUUGGGGUUGGAAGGGACCUCUGGAGACCAUCCGGUCCAACCCACCUUUCAAUGGACAUCUGCAAGUCAAUCUUGGUACUAAAAAUAGAAUAAUUAGUAUUGUUUGUACUGUGGUUCAUCAUUACCAUAGUUCAUCAUGUCAUCAGCAGCAGAAUACUAAACAGAAAUGAAAGAUUUUGUCCGAAAUCCUAAUAUUUGAUGAUGUAUUUUACCCUUGGCAAGACGGCAGCUAGGUUUGCAUUUCUGCUGUUUAUCCUUUAUGAAAUAACAUUAAUAAGUGAUAUUUUAGGUAGAGAAUAAUUAGUCAUUCUCAUGGAGUGAGUGAUUUAAUAUGUUGUUAUCAUCUGUGUAAUAUUUUAGUGAGAGUAGAAUGUAUUUGGGUUGGGUUUGACUUUGGGAAUGACUCAGAGGACUUCCUAGAACAUAGAUUAUCUGACAAAAACAGUAGUAAAGUCUUUGUGGCACGUCAGGACGUUCUUCCUGCGUGCAUACAGGUAAUUUGGGAUGCUGACUAACAUGUGCUGCUUUAAUUAGCUUAUACUUUUAUUUUUUUCCCCUUUUUUUCUUUCAUAAAAGGCUUUUGAACUGGCUUUCCCAUAGAGUCAUGUUGUAGCAUAACUCCCUUUUGAAAUCUGCUGAUUAAGUCUUCAAAUUCAGCAAAAGAUGUUAUUUGCUGCGCAUUUUUCCAAUUCUGCCGCAGAGACAAUAUGACCUAAAUAUUUAAUCAGGCUUAGCAGAAUUGUCUUCUUUUUUUUUAAUUGGCGAAGAUUAGUCUAUUUUCUCUGAGCUAAUACAUGUGGCAUGUAUGUCUUCAAGACUUUUCUCUCAAUAACGUUAAAGAUUUAUAGUCUUCCUAAAAUCUGCAACGCAUUGAGAGGAAGAUUAUGAGUUACAAUUACUUAAACGCUAGCACUGGGAAUUUUUCUUUUGAAUCUUGGUUAUGCUGUUUCAGACUAGAUUGUAUUUAUAGAGGAGUUACUGAAUACUGGUUUUAUACCAUUUUUCUAUACCUCGCCCAAUUUGCUACAUUUCUUCCUCCCCCUCUUCCUCCCCCUCUUCCUCCCCUCUUCUCUUAUUUUCUUUUCCUUUUUCUCUUCUCCUCCUCUCCUUUCUUCUCUCUCCUCUCCUCUUCCUCUUGCUCCUCCUCCUCCUCCUCCUUUUCUUCCUCUUCCUCCUCUUCCUCCUCCUCUUCCUCCUUCUCUUCCUCCUCCACUUCCUCCUCCACUUCCUCCUCCACUUCCUCCUCCUCCUCUUCCUCCUCCUCUUCCUCCUCCUCUUCCUCCUCCUCUUCCUCCUCCUCUUCCUCCUCCUCCUCCUCCUCCUCUUCCUUUUCCUCCUCCUCUUCCUCCUCCUCUUCCUCCUCCUCUUCCUCCUCCUCUUCCUCCUCCUCUUCCUCCUCCUCUUCCUCCUCCUCUUCCUCCUCCUCUUCCUCUUCCUCUUCCUCUUCCUCUUCCUCUUCCUCUUCCUCUUCCUCUUCCUCUUCCUCUUCCUCUUCCUCCUCCUCCUCCUCCUCCUUCUCCUCCUCCUCCUCUUCCUCCUCCUCUUCCUCCUCCUCUUCCUCCUCCUCUUCCUCCUCCUCUUCCUCCUCCUCUUCCUCCUCCUCUUCCUCCUCCUCUUCCUCCCCCUCUUCCUCCUCUUCCUCCUUCUCCUUCUCCUCUUUCUCCUUCUCCUCUUUCUCCUUCUCCUCUUCCUCCUCCUCUUCCUCCUCCUCUUCCUCUCUCCUUCCUCCUCCUCCUCCUCUUCCUCCUCCUCCUCUUCCUCUCCCUCCUCCUCCUCUUCCUCUCCCUCCUCCUCCUCUUCCUCCUCCUCCUCUUCCUCCUCCACCUCCUCUUCCUUCUUCUCCUCCUCUCCCUCUCCCUCUUCCUCCUCUUCCUCCUCUUCCUCCUCUUCCUCCUCUUCCUCCUCUUCCUCCUCUUCCUCCUCUUCCUCUUCCUCCUCUUCUCCCUCUCCCUCCUCCUCUCCCUCCUCCUCUCCCUCUCCCUCCUCCUCCCCUUCCUCCUCCCCUUCCUCCUCCCCUUCCUCCUCCCCUUCCUCCUCCUCCUCCCCUUCCUCUUCCCCUUCCUCUUCCCCUUCCUCUUCCCCUUCCUCUUCCCCUUCCUCUUCCCCUUCCUCUUCCCCUUCCUCUUCCCCUUCCUCUUCCCCUUCCUCUUCCUCCUCCUCUUCCUCCUCCUCUUCCUCCUCCUCUUCCUCCUCCUCUUCUCCCUCUCCCUCUCCCUCUCCCUCUGCCUCCCCCUCCGCCUCCCCCUUCUCUCCCUCCUCCUCCUCUCCCUCCUCUCUCUCUUCUUUCCUUUCUUUCCCUUUUUUUGGUCGUAUUUACUCAGCCAAUACUGGAGCUUCCUCCCUGCCUUCUCAUUUGAUACCAACUGCUGGGCAAGAUCAAGCAAUGUCAGGAUCAGAGAAGGAAACAUAUUCAGUUUCCAGAAACAUGAGUAGAUAAAAUUCUCAAGUAUCAGGUAGUGUACAGGUCUGUUCACAGAUGGCAGGUUCAAGUUAUUUUAGGUACAUUUUUAUUCAAAAAUACACAUUAUUCAUGGUUAGCAAAUGAGCCUUUUCUGUAUCGGUAUUCACGUUUUAUUUUAUUUAGGUCUAUUUUUUCAGUUCCCCAACCACUACAUGUAGUAGAGAAAGUUUCAUCCAGGGAAUCACAGCUGAUCUGAUGGGAGAGAUGGAACUACCGGAUAGAUUCCUGGCACUUUAGUCUCCAAAAUACUGAUGCUAAACUCUCUUGGUUUAGACCUGAACAUUUGAGGGUUCUGUGGCUUUUAUAUCUAUGAUUAUUAAAGACAAAGAAUGUUGGUAACUCAAGGUUUAAUGGAGCAUAUGGAGAAGGCGUUAGAUGAGUUAUUUUAUUUUCACUACCUCAAAAAAAAAGAAAAUAGUGAAAGUUUAUUAUUAUGUAAGAACAUAUAUAUAUUUUUCACCUGGGGUAACACAAGCCUGCCCUGAUUUCCCAGACUUAGGUAACCCCACACUCCACUCUUUAGCUAUUAGAAGUUGGCACUGCAAUGUUUUGUUACAAGAAUUCAAAGUGUUGAUCCGAUGGCUUUUAGUUUUUAUAAGAGGGAUUUAUAAGCUUCUUCUUGAGUGAUAUUUUAGUACUGUGUGAGCUAAAGUUUUGUCCUCGGGGUAAACAGAAUACAUGAAUAAUAUGGGCACACACACCAUGAAUCAAACAUAAUGUUCUUUAUUUUCUGCGAUGUUCUUUAUUUUAUUGCUUUUUCGAGCUUUUUAGUACUGUAUUGUAGCUAAAGAUUGCCUUUUACUGUAGAGUAAAAGUAAAAUGCCCCAUAAAACAU